GGAGCAGCACCCGGAUCCCGCUCUGGCUCAGCGAUCCCCAAGAAUUCAUAAUGACAACAGUGACAGUGACCACAGAAAUUCCUCCAAGGGGAAAGAGAGAAGAUAAUUCUGCCUGGUAUGAGUCUACAUCGGCUCACGUUAUUGAAGAAACUGAAUAUGUGAGAAAGAUUCGAACUACUCUGGAAAAGAUCCGCAAUCAAAUAUUUAAAGAUGAAUCAGGACAUAACAGUAUAAAUCACAAACUAGAUGUAAAGCCCCCUGGAAACUUACAAAACGGCUCUGAUUCUGACAUGGAUCCUUCUUGCUGCAGUUUGGAUUUGCUCAUGAAAAAGAUGAAAGGCAAAGAGCUACAGCUCUUAGAAAUGAACAAAGAGAAUGAAGUAUUGAAAAUAAAGCUGGAAGCCUCCAGGGAAGCAGGAGCAGCGGCUUUGAGAAACGUGGCCCAGAGAUUAUUUGAAAACUACCAAACACAAUCUGAAGGGAUGAGGAAAAAGCACGAGGACAGUCAACGUUCACUCCAGGUUAACAAGCUCGAAAAAGAACGGAAAUUGAACGAACAUGUUGAACAGCUGAAUCAAGUUGCUGAAAAACUUGAAGAAAAACACAGUCAAAUCACAGACUUGGAGAACCUUGUACAGAGAAUGGAAAAAGAAAAGAGAACAUUACUAGAAAGAAAACAGUCUUUGGAAAACAAGCUGCUGCGACUCAAACCCAGCACGACGGAUGCUAAAAGUUGCCAGGACCUUCGGAUGGAGAUUUCCGUUCUCCAGGAGCAGAUCUCUCACCUGCAGCUUGUGAUCCACUCCCAGCAUCAGAGCCUGCGCAGCGUCAUCCAGGAGAUGGAAGGAUUAAAAAAUAAUUUGAAAGAACAAGAUAAAAGAAUUGAAAAUCUCAAGGAAAAAGUUAACGUCCUUGAAGCACAGAAUAAAGAACUAAAAACCAAGGUGGCACUUUGGUCAGAAACUCCAAGGACAAAGGUAUCUAAGGCUGUCGCUACAAGUGAAUUGAAGACUGAAGACACCUCUCCAUACCUGAUGUUGAUUAGGCUACGAAAAUGAACUGGCUGGCCAAAGAUCCUAUGAUAAAGACUAUGUGGGUCUAAUUUAUUCCUUGAAGCUCAGCCCUGACUUCCUUGUUAAAAUAGCACAAUGCUGGUAUUUAAAUAGAAUUUAUCAUAUAUACGUAGUUUUGCAGGAAGAUGGCCUUCCAAAAGAUCAAACAAAUACAUCUUUAAGGGGAAAACUUUCUUCAAAACUUACCAAAUAGGUGAAGAAACCAGGUGGUUUCCCAUGAUGGAAGAGAUUCUGCCUUUACAUUUUAAAAAAAAAUCUGACUUUUGUUUUCAGACUUUGGUUAAAAGGACUGUUUAAAGGUUGUCAACUGUAACCUUUUGACAAUAGUUUUUAAGCAUACCAGUGGAAGAGUAGAGUGUCUAUGUGUAUGAACAAACACCAUAUUUUAAAAUUGACCUUUGGAUAAUAAGAAAGAUCUUACAGCAUAAAACCCUCUGCAGAUCCAUUGUUAGUGGGAGAGUUACCUUCUACUGAAUCAUGGCAGGAGGAGGAGCAGAUGUGUUUUAAUUAAUUCCUCAACCCGUGUUGUUCUCCAGUUAAGAACUGUGGUGGCUGCAUGAUACCACCAUAGAAAGCCCCUGGUUUUCAAUUGCUCUGGGAUUAAAAAUUGGUUUCUGAACCCAGGUACAAAAGCAUCCAGGGAUGCUCACAGUGCACUCUGCCUUUGUGAGUAAUUUUCUUCUUGAUAUUUAUUAAUAUCACCUAAUUAAAAUAUUUGGGGGAAGAAUAGAACAUAACGCUGUUAGCACACACCUCUAUAAAAAUGUAUAUAUUACAGAUUCAACAAAAUUGGCUAUUGUCUGCAGCCAGGAAGAAUCGGAAUUCAUGACAUGCAAUGACAUGUGUAGUGUUCUUGGGUGAAUGUGCUUCAAUUUCAAGACAGGCCUUCCUUACAGGUGGAGUUUGUGAUUGCUGUGAGUAAAACCAAACUCUGACUUGCAGAAAUGCAAAUAUACUGAUACUCAGGAAAGCAGAACACACUCGGUUAGAUGACUAUUGAGAGACCUUAGUCAUCCUUAAGAGUGAAUUCCCUUCCGGCCGUUGUUUUUCCUCUAUGGUGUAUAACUUUAAACAUUUUCUCAGGAAAAGCGCUUCAAGCCUUUCAACGAGGAAUGUGAAAUAUCAGUGUUUUCUAUAAAAUGUUUGACAGUCUCUAUAUAAACACGAGAUGAAGUGAUGUAUUUAUAAAUUCAUCCAAGUACUGUAAUCUUUGAAAUGUUGUGUAAACCUGUGUGUGAGUUUUGUCUCAUAGUGUCUUUGGGAACAUUUUUAUUGCUUGCUAAUUUUGCAGGUAUAGUUAGCUAUUCAUUUUUGUUACAGCCAUGCCAGGAACAUUCCGUGUUACUUGUAAACAUUCCUUUUGUAUGUUCCCAAACCCUCGGAAGCAGGUCAUGUUAUUAUUCCUACUUCCCCAAGGAAGACUGAAGAUGGGUAAGUGAUUUGCCCAACUGCUAACUUUGGAGUGGAGAUUUGAACCCUUGACUUGGCCAUUGAUGUUCAUUCUACUUGCUCACUGGCUGGUCUAAAAUAUUUCCCAGCUAUAAAAUUGCCUCUCUUUUCGCUACUUUAACAAACACACAGCUUCUUUGGUAGCUAUCUGCAUUACCCUGUGGAUAACAGUCAGAAAUAACCCUUACUGAUAAGUCAAUAUUUUGCUGAAUUUAGUUGGCCUUUCACCUGCUGGACCAUCAUGAGGAGAACUCAGCUCAGACAAACCUUCCUGCUAAAAAACCUGAUCUGAUUGUUUUAUACUUAUUUAUCAUGACUUUAUGCCACAGGAAAGAAUUUCUUUGUAAUACAGUUUCAGGCACACUUGUAGGGAAAUAGGGAUAAUGAAUCCUACUUCAAAUUUGCAGUGUAGAAAGAAAACCCACCUGUCACUUGGAGACCAGUCAGGCUCUUCUUGUACCUCAAUCAUUGUGCCAGCUUGUAAUACACUUGAGAUUUUGGAACGGACUCAUUUAAUGGACCUAACAACAACCUUGACAAUUUCCACGUGAAUACAUAUUCCAAAGUCAAAAAUGGGACGACGCUGCGGGAUUUUCUUUUGGUUUCGCUAUGCUUAUUUUUGAGCAGGGAAGUACAACUGGACCUAGUACAAAUAAGCCUGCACAUAAGGUCGCCAGGCUCCCUUUGGAAUGGGCUUUGGAUUUGCGGAGAAUAAAAAUGAGCAGGUUCAGUGGCCAAAAAUGAUCUGAGCUCUUCAAAUGCAAAUGUAACUUUAGAGUAAUGUUAGCUAUAUCAUUUAUUUUUUGUAUGUGGAUUAUUUCUUAUAUCUUUAUUGUCUCGGCUUUUAUCAUUUGAAAUGUUUUUUCAGUAAACAUUUCUGCAUGACAAAACAAAAGGUUACAAUGGGGAAUGAAGUUUAUUAGUCUAAACACAGAACUAUACAGGAAAUAUAAGAAGAGAAACACGAGUUCAGCUGAUUCUAAAUAAUUGUAGUUCUCAUUAAGCUAAUCAAUAGAUUAGAUAAGAAAGUCUGAGGUGGGCCCGAAGUUCAUGGAUGAAGUUAGAAAAUGACAGGAACCUUGGGUCUACCUUGAUUACGUACAUUUUAAGAAAUGUCGAGAUUAAACAACUGGCACAGUAUAUCUUUUGAAUAAUUGCAU
This is a messenger RNA of Otolemur garnettii (small-eared galago), 3682 nucleotides long. It is a transcript of the gene CCDC68, whose product is annotated as coiled-coil domain containing 68. The record is from RefSeq and is a predicted model, not a curated record. Gene Ontology annotation, cellular component: intracellular anatomical structure. Gene Ontology annotation, biological process: intracellular signal transduction. Lineage: Eukaryota; Metazoa; Chordata; Mammalia; Primates; Galagidae. The coding region runs from base 51 to 1058 and encodes 335 amino acids. The transcript has 11 exons.